This is a messenger RNA of Eriocheir sinensis (Chinese mitten crab), 5736 nucleotides long. RefSeq names its product myosin light chain kinase, smooth muscle-like. The transcript has 26 exons. Lineage: Eukaryota; Metazoa; Arthropoda; Malacostraca; Decapoda; Varunidae. Gene Ontology annotation, biological process: protein phosphorylation. The coding region runs from base 228 to 4445 and encodes 1405 amino acids. Gene Ontology annotation, molecular function: ATP binding; protein kinase activity; protein binding. The record is from RefSeq and is a predicted model, not a curated record.
UAACGAAGCCUCGCCUUUUGUUUCAGAGCGCGGCGGACGAGGAGUCGAGGCUGCAGGAGGUGGAGAGCGGCGGCGGGCCCUUGUACCGCUUCGAGAUCGCCGCCUGCCGCCUGGAGGACUCCGGCGCCUACUGUCUGCUGGCGACGAACGAGCAUGGCGAGGCGAGAGCCGUGGUGUCUCUGCAGGUGUACGCAAAAGGUGUGAAGCUUGACCCCGACGGACGACCAAUGAGGCGAGGCGUGAUGGAGCGAGUGCCGUUGGUGACGCGGCCGCUGCAGGACAUUCGCUGCUGUGACGGAGACUCAGUGACACUCGAGGCUCAGGUGGACGCUCCCAAGAACUCCACGAUACGCUGGGAGAAGCAGGGCAAGCUGCUCAAACUCGGCGGUGACCUGGAGAGCGAAUGGGACGGGUCACGGGUGAGGCUGAGGAUCCGUGAGGUAUAUCCCGAGGACGAAGGGGAGUACUCCUGCAUCAUCCUCGGCGACCAGGGCAAGGCGGUCACCUCGGCAACCCUCGUAGUGGAGAUGGCUGAUGAUAAGGAGAACGACGUGACGGUCCAGCUCGAUCACCGCCCGGACCUCUCGCGCCGCACAACACCCUCGCGCACGACACCAUCCCGCUAUUCGCGCUCGCCUUCCUUCCAGCGUGAAGGUAGUGCUCACUCAUGGGCUGGCGUUGGCUGGCGAGAACCCUCCAUCACUGUCUCCCACUGGCGGCCCCUCUCGCGCGGCUCAUCCCCACUACUGCUAGCGCGCCGCCGCACCCCCGACCCCAUCCCUCGCUCCAAGGCUAAGCGCUCCCACGGCCCCAAGUUCUACUACAUCCCACACGACCGCAUUGUGGAGGAGGGAGAGACCGUCACCUUCCAGUGUGCCGUCAAGGGCCACCCAAUCCCCCGAGCUGUGUGGGACAAGGACUCCCUCAAACUGCACGAGGGCGGCCGCUACAAGAUGGAGGCUCGGGAGGAGACGAGGACGCUGGAGAUCCCCAAGGUCACGCAGCAGGACGCCGGCCUCUACAGAGUAACCAUUGAGAAUGACCUCGGGCGGGAGCAAGCCACUGCCAGGCUCGAUGUUAUCAAGGCCUCGGGCAACAAGUACGCCGGUCAUGUGCGGUCCUGGUACUCUUCUCCUCUCACGCCACCGCAGUUCACCCGCUCCAUGCCUUCCACGCGGGUGAGGGACGGAGGCCGGCUGUACCUCUCCACAGAGUACCGCGGCUCCCCAGUGCCUCGGGCCAAGUGGUACAGAAAUCACGAGUUGCUGCCAAUGUGUGAGGACUUCGUGCAGUGCUACGAUGGGCGGACGGCCUCCCUGGAGAUCCCUUCAGUCACCUCUGCGGACGCCGGAACCUAUACUUGUGUGCUGGUCAACGAUGCCGGCAAGACUGAAUGUUCCUGUGAGGUGGUGGUGGAGCAUCACAACGGCAAGCACGAGCAGUCACCUUUCUUCCUACAAGAGCUCCAAGACUUGACUGUCCUCGACGGAGAUGAGGUCACCCUUUCUGUCAAGCUCUCUGGUACCCAGCCCAUGAAGGUGGUCUGGGUGCGCAACGAAGAGGUCUUGCCCGACAGCCAGGACUUCCGCUACCAGGAGGACGGCAGCGGCAUGCACUCACUGGUGAUCCGAGACAUCUUCCCCGAGGACGCCGGCGUGUACAUCUGUGAGGCGUACAACUCCCAUGGAGACGCCCACUGCUACUGUCGCCUCACAGUGCACGACCCGUGCGCCCUCCAGAACAGCCCGCCACAGAUCGUCGGAGCCCUCACGCCCCUGGAGGUGGAGGAGGGCUCGGCGGCAAGGUUCUCCGUCACCGUGCAUGGCUUCCCACAGCCCUCCGUGUCCUGGUUCUGUGACGGACGCAAACUUGACCCCACGCCCAGGAUUAAGGUUGAGGCGGACAGUGACGCCGGGAUCAGUGAACCAGUCAAGCAUGUGCUGGGCAUCCUCCACGCACUCUCCACGGACUCCGGCAUCAUCUCUGUGGUGGCCUCAAACUGCCUGGGUUCGGACACCACCACUACUACCCUCAAGGUUCACCCGUACGCUCCCCUGAAGUCGAGUGAGAAGGAAACCACCAGUGCCUCCCCCACCACCACCACCACCACCACCACAGCCUCCAUCACCACCUCAGACUCGCCGGCCCCAAGAAUCAGGCCCUUGUUGAAAGAGGUGGGCAGCACAGCAUCACCCAGCACAGACUCGGCCUACUGCAGUGUUAGCCUGAGGGACUCCACCAGCGCCUGCAGCAGCUCCCUCUCCAACUUCAGUGAGCUGGAGGAUGACCACACCGCCUCCAAGGACUCCUCCAAGACCAAAACAGUGAAGUCCAUAAGGUUCAAGGACGAGCCUGAGGAUGUCCAGGAUAACACAAAUGGAGAAGCCAAUGAAGAAGAUGAGGAGGUGGAAGCGAAUGAGGAAGAGGACGAGGAAGACGAAGAAACUGGUGUUGAAAUCCUGGAGGGUCCUCGAGACAUCACCGUUCUGAAGGGCCAGUCCGCCACCUUCACCGCCACCUUCACCGGCAACCCCAAGCCUGUUGUGUCCUGGCUGAAGAAGGAGCAACCCAUCACCGAGGGAGGACGGUACCAGGUGAAGACCGAGGAAGGCCGCACCAGCCUCACCAUCCAUGACGUGGUGCAGAAGGACUGUGACAAGUACACCAUCGUCGUCAGGAACUCCCUCUGUGCCCACGCCGCCUUCGCCUCCCUGGCCGUGGGAAGUGCGCCAGAACCCCCGGCUGACAAACCAAACUUCUGCGAGGUGACGGCUGACUCCGCGACGCUCUCCUGGUACGGCCCGACCUACGACGGAGGCUCAGUGGUCACCGGGUACACUGUGGAGGCACGCAAGAUCGGCAUGGAUGACUGGUACAUCCUCAUCAGCGGAUGCCACUCCACCUCCUACAUCGCCCGGGGUUUGGAGAAGAACUGCGAGUAUGAAUUCCGAGUGCGUGCCCAGAACGUGCAUGGUAUGUCGGAGCCGUCUCGACCGUCCUGUCCCGUCACCAUCCAGGACCAGUCUGAGGAGCAGGAGCCAGAACCUGAGGACCAUGAGACCACCUUUGCACCACUGGAUGUAAAGAUCGAGUCCGGCGAAUCGUUUGAUAAGCAGUACAAACUUCACGAGGAGGUGGGGAAGGGGCGCUUUGGCAUUGUGUACAGGGUAACGGAGAAGACCACAGGCACGAGACGGGCGGCGAAGAUCAUCAAGUGCAUACGGGCCGCUGACAAGGAGAAGGUUAAAGAGGAAAUUGAUAUCAUGAACGCCCUGCGCCACCCUAAGCUGCUUCAACUGGGAGCGGCCUACGAACGACAGAGGGAGUUCAUCAUGGUCAUGGAAUACAUAUCCGGGGGCGAGCUGUUCGAGCGCGUGGUGGCCGAUGACUUCGCCCUCACGGAGAGAGAUUGCAUCCUCUUCGUGCGACAGAUCUGCGAUGGCGUCAACUACAUGCACAAGAAUCUCAUCGUCCAUCUCGACUUGAAGCCUGAGAACAUUCUGUGUGUACGCAAGACCUCGCAUCAAAUCAAGCUCAUCGACUUUGGCCUCGCGCGACGUUUCAACCCAGAUGACCCUUGCCGAGUCCUCUUUGGCACCCCGGAGUUCAUCGCGCCGGAGGUCAUCAACUACGAGCCGAUUGGGUUUGCCUCCGACAUGUGGUCCGUUGGCGUGAUCUGCUACGUUUUGCUGUCGGGUCUCUCCCCCUUCAUGGGCGACAGCGACGCAGAGACAUUCGCCAACAUCACCCGCGCCGAGUUUGACUUCGACGACGAUGCCUUCGACGCCAUAUCAGAUGAUGCCAAAGAUUUCAUCACCUCUCUCCUCAUCCACAAGAAAGAAAACCGACUCACAGCAGAGCAGUGCUUCAACCACCCCUGGCUGGCCCAGACCGAGGCAGACAUGAACAAGGUUGUCAUCUCCACAGACAAGCUCAAGAAGUUCAUCAUAAGACGGAAAUGGCAGAAAACCGGCAAUGCCCUCCGUGCCCUGGGACGCAUCACCUCCCUCACCAACCGCCGCAGCUCCCAGCCCUCCUCCCCAACCCGGCUCACUCCUCUCCCCGAAAACCAGACCCAGACCCCCCCCUCCCCCGCUGCCUCCACCACCAAGAGCAAGGGCUGUGCUCCCGUCACUCGCCCCUCGCACAGUAUAGUCAGCGAGAGGAGUGACUCUGGUAUUAGUGAAUGUUCCUUUAAUGUUGAAGAAAAUAGUCAGAGCCCUCCGGCCAAUCAGUUUGGUGUCACUAACAGCCGUGCCGUUACAGGACGUAAUGUUCUCAAAAGUGGUAAGACACCUUCACUAGACUGGCAGUCGUCUGUGGAUUCGGCAGUCUGCGACGACGACUACAUCAGCAAAAGUAGCUACAACUCCUCGCCAAGAAAAAUCUCCCGCGAAGGACUCCUCCACGCCAAGACGGCUGCCGACGCACACUCAAGAAUAUGAGGGACCUUCAUACCAAAAUCUAGUUGGCUGGAACUUUAUCUACAAAUUUUAUCGCCGUGUACAUAUCUGCGAAUCCGUGCAUUUAUUUUAGUGGCCUCUAUUCCUCACAAGGGUGCAGACAGUGCAGACAGGAAGUGCAUGGAACUGAACUGAAUUGCAAAUGCCACUAGAGCAGCACAGCUCACUGCAAAGCCAAGGCACAAGCAGCUCAUACCUACAAGACCUUCCCCCAAUCAUGGCAGCCAGGCACCACCACCCACCUGUUGAGGCGUCUUCCUUCUACUCUGGCCACUAGCACUUAUAGGACAGAGUAGGGGCCAAGAGGCCUGGUGGGAGGAGUGUCCCCGGGCGCCCCUGUGCCAACCUCUGAACUGUCUCGUGGAGUGACAGGCUCCGACCUCAGCUGGUGCCACCCAGAGGACCAGACACAGUGCCAAGGACUCCGCCGCACAGACGUAGGAGAAUGCUGUGGAAAAAGCAUAACUGUGGGGAAAAUGUACAGUGAAAAAAAUCUGAAAAGUUAUCAGUGAUGAUGUUGAAGGUACCAAUGAAGGCAAGGUGUUGGUUACCAGCAAUGAAAGCCAAGGUGUCAAAUACUUGCCUGAGUCUGUACGUUGACCUCAUGUCACACGAGUUGUUUCACUUUACGACUGCUGUAAAGCCUUGUUUAUUUUGCUAUCCACUGUACUGUGUGUGUUUUCAGUAAUGCUAAAUUUUGAAUUAUAUUGCAAAUUUUUCAGGGUUUGCCUUAUUUCAUUCCACAUACAUUUCUUGUUUCAAUUACACUUCUCAGCUGUAUCAUCUACUGUUUUGUUCAUUAAUCCUGCAGAAAUGUUAUGUUUGCUUUACUUUCUCACAUCCAUUCUUCAAUGUUACCAAAAGUGGUACUGAACGCUGCAUUGCUCUGCUGUGAGCGACCGAGUGUACGCACGGCGCUGCCUCGCCGGCGGCGCCUGAAGGAGACAACCUCGGGUCCAUCACCUGGGCCUGUGUAAGGGUUGAAAUUAGUCACUUGCAAGUCAGUCAAACAGUCAGCCAGGACUUGGAUUACACUCUUAAGUUGUUGCCAAACCUCCAUUGCACUGGGGUGGAAGGACUGUCUGUUGCUCUCCACUGACGGAGGCAAGCGCAGCCGAUGGCCAGUUUUCUGCCCCAGAACACUGGUGUUGCUGCUAGAGAUAGAGGGCUGGAUGAUGAUUCAUUUGUGUAGCUCCAUAUUGUGAUAUUGUAGAUAAUCACCAAAAUAUAUGCAUGAUAUUGCUGUUAAGAGAUUAAAAAGAUUUAUCCAGAA